AUGUGGGCGGCCGGCGGCGGGAGGGAGUCCGCCGCGGCCGCUGUGCUGCGGGUGCUGCUGAUCGCGACCGCCUGCGGCCUCGUCUUCGCGCUCCUCCACCUCCCGCUCCCCGACGGCCGCGCCCGCUCCGCCGGCCCCGGCGGUGGGGAGCGCGGCGCUGGUGGGGGCGGUGGGGCCCGCCUGUCGGUGCACCAGGGGCGGAUUCGAGAGGCCAGAAGGCUGAGUGUCGUCACCGAAGAGAUAGACGGGCAAACUGAUGAAACUGCGGCGGAAGAAGAUGAAAGGAUAUCUAAAUCUCCCCCGGACACUAAAGAAAAGAUAUGGAUGAUGCAAGAUCAGCUAAUCAUGGCGAAGGCAUACUUGCAUUUUGCUUCUCCCCAAGGUAGUGUACAUUUAGUUCGAGAACUGAAAUUGAGGAUAAAAGAGAUCGAAAGGGCAAUAAGCCACUCAAGUGGAGGUACCCAUGUACCUGGGAGUGCGUUGCAAAAAAUGAAGGCGAUGGAGAUGACCCUUUCCAAGGCUCAGAUGACCUACCCACGUUGCUCUCAGAUGACAUCAAAGCUACGUGCAAUGAUGCAUAACAGUGAAGAAUUGGUCAGAGCACACCAAAGUGAAUCUUCAUUCCUCGAGCAGGUUGCUGUGAGGACAUUACCCAAAGGCCAUCACUGCCUAGCAAUGCAACUUACCGAAGAAUACUUUUCGUUAGAUCCCAUUAAACGCGAAUUCCCUAAAAGAGACAGCAUGCAGUUGGAUGGUUAUUAUCAUUAUGCAAUAUUCUCAGACAAUGUGCUUGCAAGUGCUGUGGUUGUCAACUCUACAAUUGCUGCAUCAAAGGAUCCUGGAAGGAUAAUAUUACAUAUUGUAACUGAUGCAUUGAACUAUCCUGCAAUGAUGAUGUGGUUUCUGACAAACCCACCAACUCCAGCAGCAAUCCAAAUCAAAAGCCUAGAUGAUUUGAAAUGGUUGCCUGGUGAUUUCAGUUCCAGAUUCAAGCUGAAGGGUGUUCGAGAUCCAAGAUACACUUCUGCACUUAACCACUUGCGUUUUUAUUUGCCAGAAGUGUUUCCCUCUUUGAGCAAGGUUGUACUCUUGGACCAUGAUGUGGUAGUCCAGAAUGACUUAACUGGAUUAUGGUAUCUAGAUUUGAAGGGUAAAGUAAUUGGUGCUGUUGAGACGUGCACUUCAAGUGAAGGUUUCCAUCGAUUGGAUAGCCUUGUGGACUUUUCUAAUCCAAACAUCUUCAACAAACUUGACCCAAAGGCUUGUGCAUUUGCAUUUGGGAUGAACAUAUUUGACCUGAAUGAAUGGCGCAAACAGGAUUUGACUACAACUUAUCAUAAAUGGUUUCAACUGGGAAAAAUUCAGAAGUUAUGGAAGGCAGGAAGCUUGCCACUGGGUCAGAUCAUCUUCUACAACAGAACACUGCCUCUGGACCGCCGAUGGCAUGUUCUAGGGCUUGGCCAUGACUUCAGCAGAGGAAGAGAUGAACUUGAGAGUGCCUCUGUCAUCCACUACAGUGGGAAACUCAAACCCUGGCUAGAGAUUUCUAUCCCGAAGUACAGAGAUUACUGGAACAGGUACCUUAACUAUGAUAAGCCACAUUUGCAGCAGUGCAACAUUCACGGAUAG
Messenger RNA from Miscanthus lutarioriparius, 1629 nucleotides. Lineage: Eukaryota; Viridiplantae; Streptophyta; Magnoliopsida; Poales; Poaceae. The record is from the annotation of a GenBank genome assembly.